Molecule: messenger RNA, 1242 nt
Organism: Ambispora gerdemannii
Lineage: Eukaryota; Fungi; Glomeromycota; Glomeromycetes; Archaeosporales; Ambisporaceae
Source: the annotation of a GenBank genome assembly
AUGGAAAACAACAACAAUAGUAAUAGUAUCAACAAGACAACGGGUACAAUAACCCAAAAAAGAAAUCUAGAGACAAAACAGCAACAACGCCUUCAAAACCAAAGUACCCGAAAAAAAGUUGUAUUCGUCGACCCAGAUGAUCCAGCAGCUCCGCACUGGUGGCCCGCAAUAGUAGUACCACGUGCAGAAAUUACACAGUUCAAACAACGAAUGGAUUAUGAUGUACGCUAUCCUGAGGAAGGCACAGAUUUGGUGUGUUACUUCGAGGACGCGUCGUUUUCGAUAGUUCCCGAAAAAGAUCAAAAGCCAUUUGACACAUCACUUCCGCCGUAUACAACUUAUCUUCGAGGUCUGAACGCGGGAACUUUUCAAAAUGAUAAAGCAAUGGCUAAUUAUUCUUUAGAGGGAGGAACAGGAAACACUGUCAAGUUUACUGAAGCGUCGGUAGCUGAUUUUUCGAUGGACGAUGAAAGUAACAAUGUAAAAAGUAGCACUACCUCCACAACUUCCUCUAUGAAAAGACAUCGACGAAAAGGAGGUAUAUCUUCAAACGUACAAAAUCGUCGAGAUAGUAAAGAUAAAAUUCAUGGAUCGAUAAAUGUAGAUUCCAUUACUAAUAAUAGUAUAGGGGGAAGUAGUAGCACCAUUGCAUCAUCAGAUUCCACAGUAAAAAACGCUCUUAAUAUUAAAAAAGAAAAUAAUAAUGAAAGCACGUCAAGUCAAGGCAAGAAGCUUACCACUUCAAAUAAUAAUAACACUGUUGAUUCAUCAUCCCCUACUCAAAUUCAAAAGACUUCCAAUACCGACAAUAAUGAUAAUAAUAACAUUACUCGGGCUGGCGUUGAAACAUUACCUCCGCCGUUACCAACAACAGCAUCAUCAUCAACACCGAUAGAAAUCUCUUUACUUCCUCCUACUGAACGUACCACUACCACCACUACUUUAUCUUCUUCCCGAACGAAUAAACUAUGUGCACAUUGCGGAGACAAUGCUCGUGAUGGUGGUGGUGCGGACACACGAUUAUUAUGUAUUAACUGUAAUGGGAUGGUCAAUGCUUUAUUAAGUGAUGGAUCUUUAAAUAGUGAAGAUGUUUAUUGGCAGCAUUUAGUUACACGAAAAAGAAAGUAUUCGUGUCGCCUUUGGGAUGAAACAGGAGAGAAUCUUGUCAAAAUUAAUGUUCUUGACGGGAUGAUACCAAAAACCAAACGCCAGAGAUGGAUAAAACGGUUUGAGAAUUAUUAA